AUGUCUUUAAUAGAAUUAAUACCGUUAGAUAAAGGUAAUCGACUUAUUCUUGAUGAUACAACUGUAACAACAAUCGGUCGUACAGCAAAUAUUGGUUGUUUGGAUAAAAAAAUUUCUCGUAAUCAUGCUGAAUUAUAUGUUAAAUCCGAUGGAACUUUAUGGAUUAAACCAAUUCAUCAUAAUCCAACAUUUUAUAGAACAAAUACAAAUCAAUUAAUUACAUUAACAAAAGAUCAAGAAUUUCAAUUGAAUGAUAAUGAUGAAAUUGGUUUAUUACCAAAUGAAUAUUUUUAUCGUAUAUCAAUUAAAUCAAAAGAUGAACAGGACGAACAAAUUAAUUCAUCAACAAUAUUAAAAUCACCAAUGCAACAAGAAGAUGAAUCUUCAUCAAUACAAGAAAAAGAAUCUUCACCAGUUAAAGAAAAAGAACUCUCACCUAUUAGAAGUCAUGAUAAAGAAAAAUCUCCGAAUAAUAAAGAUUCAAAUUUAGAACCAGAAGGUGGUAUUAUAUUACAUACAGCUCGUGAUUUACCAGUAUGGAUGUCUACUAGUUCAAUACCCGAAGCUAAAACUCCUAAAGGACGAGGCAAAGGAAAAUCAACUGUUACACCUACUAAACCUACUCCAUCGCCAUCGAAAUAUCGAACAUAUAUUGGACGAAAGAAAGCUGAAGGAAUUGUGUACGAAGAUGAUGAAGAAUCUAAUGAAGAACCAACUACAACAACAGUUACUCCAAAUGAUCAAAGCAAUCAAAUGUCAUCAAUAGUUAAUAAAUCAAUAAAACGAGAACGAUGUCCAUAUGGAAAAUUUUGCUAUAGAAAGAAUCCAGCUCAUCGUCAAGAAGCUAUUCAUCCUGGUGAUCCAGAUUGGGAUAAUAAAGAAAAUGAUACCGAUGAUAAAAAACCUGAAUGUCCAUAUGGAAGUGAUUGUUAUAGAAAAAAUCCUGAUCAUUUUAAUGAAUAUAUUCAUACUCAAAAACAAUCAUCAAUAAAUAAAACUAAACGACGAACAUCAAAACGUAAAGGAAAGGAUGAUGAAGAAGAAGAUGAUGAUGAUGAUGGAUUACCAAAUGAAUAUGAUUAUAAUGAUAGUUUUAUUGAUGAUGAAAAUCUUGAUGAUAGCACACGCAUGGAUCGAACAGCGGGUUCUCAAAUGGAUCCUGAUAAUGAUUGGAAACCACGUAAAAAAACUCGACAUUCUCAUGAUGAUGAUGAUGAAAAUAAUUCAACAGAUGAAAGUGAAAUAGAUUUAUUAAAACACGAAGCAGCAGAAUUUGUUCAAGGUUCAUCAAUUGAUCAUCAACGUCCAGCGAAAAAGAAAGCACGUAUAUCUAUACCCGAUGAAAAUGAUUAA
Rotaria sp. Silwood1 is the source of this 1353-nucleotide messenger RNA. NCBI's taxonomy places the organism in Eukaryota, Metazoa, Rotifera, Eurotatoria, Philodinida, Philodinidae. The record is from the annotation of a GenBank genome assembly.